AUGGCUCCGCCCGCGAAGCGCCGCCGGCGGAAUGUCGUUGACGCUUCGGACGAUGAAGACGAACCGCCCCGUGCAAACACCCUGACCAAGUUUCUGAUUACUUCACCAAGCUCCUCUACGAAAAGCCGCGUCACUACAGCUUCACCGAGCCCGACAAAACCUAAGAUCGUUGACAACAAGCCAACCAAGAAUGGCUCACUUCGGCUGCCUCGUCGAGCGCAAGCGAAGAGCAAUAGCACGAGUCCAAGCGCGAAGCGUACCAAGGAUGUUGGCAAAGCAGCAGAUACGGGAAAGACAGCUGAUUUGAAGACGCUCUUUUCGAACCAGGCACAAAGGGCUGCGCGGUCGAGUGCUGGAGAUAGGCGAUCCGUUCCUCAUGAAGAUAUCAUCAGUGAUCCUAUCUCAGAGGAUGAUGAGAUUUCGGAACAUAAGGCAAGCUCUGCAAGCUUAGUUGGACAGCAUGCUAAGAAGAGAUUGCGAAACGACUCGCAAUCGUCGUUGUCUAGUGCACCCAGCGCCAGCCAAAAGUUCAUCAAACCACCUAAGCCAGUACCUAUAGCUAGGCCAAAUGACGACGCACGCCCUUGGUCAGAACGAUUUGGACCUCGAAAUCUGGAGGAAUUAGCAGUUCACAAGAAAAAAGUCUCCGAUGUGAGGCGGUGGUUGGAGGAUGUGAUAGCUGGGCGCAUGCGCCAGCGUCUGCUUAUUCUCAAAGGCACUGCUGGGUCCGGAAAGACAACGACUAUGCGACUUCUGGCAAACGACAUGGGUAGUGAGCUUCUUGAAUGGCGAAAUCCUGCGGGAAGCUCUGGACUGGGUUUCGUUUCAGCAUCUGCGCAAUUUCAAGAGUUUCUUGGGCGUGGUGGUAAAUUUGGAGCAUUAGAGACCGAUACUUCAGUGUCAUCGACCCAGAACAGCUCUCAGACCACCCGAAAGGAUGAUUCGAAACGAGUUAUCCUCAUCGAGGAGUUUCCUAACACAUUUUCAAGAUCUUCAACGGCUUUAACAUCCUUCCGGAACACCGUUUUACAGUACCUUGCUAAUAGUACACCCUCUUUAUCCAUGUUUGCGACGCCCUCGCAGCAUGAGCCCAUAACGCCAGUGGUCAUGAUCAUUUCAGAAACUCAUCUGACUACAACUUCUGCAUCGGCGGACAGUUUUACUGCCCAUCGACUUUUGGGGCCCGAAAUCUUGCAACAUCCAGGGGUUGGUAUGAUUGAGUUCAAUGCCAUCGCCCCGUCGUUACUCCUGAAGGCACUCGAGCUCGUUGUUCAGAAAGAGGCCAGAAAAUCUGGUCGCAGGAAAACACCAGGCCCUCAAGUUCUAAAACGCCUUGGUGAAAUUGGAGACAUCAGAAACGCCGUGUCAUCUCUCGAGUUCCUGUGUCUGAAAGGUGACCAGCAAGGAGAUUGGGGCAACAAAGUCGUGCUCACAAAGCAGACCAAGGGCGCGAAAGAUGCUAUCAAGCUCACACAAGGCGAAGAGGAGAGUCUGGAACAAGUAUCUCAACGUGAAGCGAGUCUAGGUAUUUUCCAUGCUGUUGGAAAGGUUGUCUACAACAAACGAGACGAACUUCCUCCACGAGGAGGUGACAAUGUCGAGAAUCUUCCAAGCUUCCUUUCGCAUUUCUCGAGACCGAAACGCUCACAAGUGUCUGUUGACACGCUUAUCGAUGAGACGGGUACAGAUACACAUACUUUUGUUUCGGCAUUACAUGAAAACUACGUUCUAUCCUGUGAGAGCACAGAUCCUAUGGACUUGUCAACACCAAUGGACUACGUUAAUGACUGUAUCGAGUAUCUGUCACAAGCAGAUCUCCUCUCACCAUCAAGAGAUAUCUUCUUCGGCGGCAGAGGUGGCUUUUCAGGCCCAGACUCUGGCAGCCAUGUGCUACGACAGGACGAAAUAACUUUCCAGGUAGCUGUCAGGGGCAUGUUAUUCUCACUUCCUAACCCUGUUAAGCGCAAAUCAUCAACCAUGUCCAAGGGCAGCGACGCCUUCAAGAUGUUCUACCCAACGAGUCUGAAACUCUGGCGAGCCAAGGAAGAGUUAGAAGGGUUUGUGGAUAUGUGGUCUACAAAACUACUUAAAGGCGAUGACGGAGCAACGAAAAAUCUCACCGAUGGAGCCACAGCGUUUCGUCGUCCUCAGCAAUCCUCUGGCGAGACUUCCUGGAUGCAGCGUAAGCAACUAAAUCGUCAAGCUAUGGUAAAGCAGCAGCAGCAAGAAGACGAUCCUGAUAGUCCGCCGCUUCUCUCACUUGGCAGUGCAGCCCGGCGCGAGAUGCUCCUUGAGCGUCUCCCAUAUAUGGCGCACAUAGCUCGUGCUCGAAAGACACCAAGCUUCCGUUUGCGCGAACUUGAGAAGGUGGUUGCAUUUAAAGGCAUUAAUGCUGCCGAUGAAGAGUCUGACGCAGAUGACGACAUGCAGCCGGGAGAAGCUUGGGCAACAGAUAAGCCAUCAGAGGAAAUGAGUCCCCGGAAGAGAAGUGCGGGUAUAAAGGAAGGAAAUGUGUCGGGGCUUCUCGCUCAGAAAUUGGUGCUGAGUGAUGAUGAUAUUGAGGAUUAA
Fusarium odoratissimum NRRL 54006 is the source of this 2568-nucleotide messenger RNA. RefSeq names its product cell cycle checkpoint protein. The transcript has a single exon. Gene Ontology annotation, molecular function: chromatin binding. Gene Ontology annotation, biological process: mitotic DNA replication checkpoint signaling; DNA repair; DNA damage checkpoint signaling. The coding region runs from base 1 to 2568 and encodes 855 amino acids. The record is from RefSeq and is a predicted model, not a curated record. Lineage: Eukaryota; Fungi; Ascomycota; Sordariomycetes; Hypocreales; Nectriaceae.